Meriones unguiculatus (Mongolian gerbil) is the source of this 4597-nucleotide messenger RNA. RefSeq names its product plasma membrane ascorbate-dependent reductase CYBRD1. Gene Ontology annotation, molecular function: oxidoreductase activity. The coding region runs from base 207 to 1061 and encodes 284 amino acids. The record is from RefSeq and is a predicted model, not a curated record. The transcript has 4 exons. Lineage: Eukaryota; Metazoa; Chordata; Mammalia; Rodentia; Muridae. Gene Ontology annotation, cellular component: lysosomal membrane.
UGGGUGGGACCGUCUCGGAGCUUGGGCACCCGCCCCCCUGGAGGCCCCAGAGCCUGUUACCCCGAGAAAGCCCCUCCCCGCGGGCGGAGACGGCGCCGAGGAGUCGCCGCCCGGGCCCCGCCGCCGGGCCAGUACCCCGAGGCCACGGCCGCGGCGCCCAGUUCUGUCCCCAGCGGCGUGCCGCGGAGCAUGGGGCGCUGACGGCCAUGGACCGCUCCCGGGUCUUCCUGGGGCUGCUGGUGUCCGCGCUGCUGGUGGGCUUCCUGGCGGUGCUCUUCGUGCUCGUCUGGGUGCUGCACUUCCGCGAGGGGCUCGGCUGGGACGGCGGCGCGCUCGAGUUCAACUGGCACCCGGUGCUCGCGGUGACCGGCUUCGUCUUCAUCCAGGGCAUCGCCAUCAUCGUGUACAGACUGCCAUGGACCUGGAAAUGCAGCAAGCUCUUGAUGAAAUCCAUCCACGCGGGCUUAAAUGCGGUGGCCGCUAUCCUGGCCAUCAUCGCCGUGGUGGCCGUGUUUGAAAACCACAGUGUCCAACAGAUCCCGCACCUGUACAGUCUGCACAGCUGGGUUGGACUGACAGUCGCCAUACUUUACGUCCUACAGCUUGUUGCAGGCUUUUUCAUCUUCCUGCUGCCAUGGGCUCCGAUCUCCCUCCGGGCACUCAUCAUGCCCGUACAUGUGUAUUCUGGGCUCCUCCUCUUCGGGACAGUGAUUGCGACAGUCCUCAUGGGCAUGACAGAGAAGCUGUUUUUUGACCUGAAAAAUCCUUCAUACCAUACCUUCCCGCCAGAAGGUGUUUUUGUCAACACCUUGGGCCUUCUGGUGGUGGUGUUUGGAGCUCUCAUCUUUUGGAUUGUCACCAGGCCCCAGUGGAAGCGUCCUAGGGAACCGGGCUCUAUCCCUCUUCAGCUAAACGGCGGCACCGCGGACGCAGCGGAAGGCGCGAUGGCCAUUAGCUCCGGCCACAGCGUGGACACCGCAGACGCAGAGUUAAGCGGCGAGGGAGCAGCCCGGAAAAGGACCGUCGGCCUCGAUGACGCUGGCCAGAGGUCCACCAUGUGAAGUGUAGACGCCGCCACGUAACUUCUCUUCCAGCGUCAGCUUAGCUUCUCCUGCCGUAGGGGACUUGGGUUCACAGUGCCAGUGGGUAGCGGGGUCACCAGGGGGGCCUGCCUGAGAGCGAGUGCGUUGACCGAGGCCUGUGAACUUGACAAACGCGAAGGGACGUGGUCAGUAUAAGCUGUAGCUGUGUCCUCUCUCUUCCCGGGGACCCACGCCUUGGAUGUUUCUGCCUGUGGCUUGUCUGAGCACUCUUGGCCUCUCCCUACUCCCCAUUAAUUCCGGGAGCGCACGGCGAUUUCAGAACUAGGUAGAACCUGUCUUAACUUUGAAAAUAAAGUCACGAAUACCUGGAACGGGUUUAGACCAUUGUGCCUCACAGAUGCUGUGAGCAAAACGAGGCGGGGGUGGGGACGGGGUGCGCUUUUGGAAAAUAACGGGUUCUCUUCCCCCCGCCCCCCUCGAUGGCCUUUUGCUUGCUCCCUCCCUCUCCAGACAAUUUGGGCUCGCGUGGGCCUUGGACGUGAGAGUCUAUAUGAGGGUGUUUUGGAGCAUUUGCUGGGUCACAGACAGCUGAAGAGGUCUCUGGCUAGCCCUGGAAGGUUUGCCAACAGUCCGGUCCCCAGACUCCUAGGAGCUGGCGUACCUUCACCGCCCAGCUUCGGAACCCCGAGCAAGGCAAACACGCCCGAGCCCAAGUCCCCCAGGUCCCUGCUUUGCAGCGAAGAACGCUUUCCCUCGAGUUUUCUUUUCCAAAGUGCUUCGCUGGCUCUUCCUGUGUGCCAGCCACUCUCCUCCCGGGGAACUAUACAAAUACUAGCUCCUUUGUCCUCCAGACCGACUUUGUUACAAGCCCCGUUUCAGGUGGAGAUCUGAAGCUUGGAAAGGUUAGUAAGCUGGCCCAACAUCACACAACGCUUCAGCCGGUGGAACUGACAUCCAAACCCUGGCAGUCUGGCUCCUCUGCCCACAACCCACAUUUCACUCUACUCCUUUCCUCACUCAAACUAACUGGCAGCAUUACGGCCCGCCCCUGAGUCAAGUCGCUGAUGGAGUCUAACAGACUUUCAGGGCGCUGCCUUGCCCUUGGUCCUCUUCCAAGGGGACCCCUUAUAUGAUGGGAAAGGAGCCAUAAAGACUUGGAAGUAGAUCUCAGGGCCUCAGCCACUGCCAACAAGCCAGAACCUGCCUCGAUGCCCUUUUAAUCUUAGCAGGGCGUCUGGCUUUUUGACAGGAAGCCCCAGACUAGUGUGCUCCCAGCUUCCAAGAUGAAGUCUUUAGAGUACUUGUCCCUCAGGAUCUUAGUUUAGAUGCUGAACAGAUUUUCAUUUGGAGACACUUGUAUCCCAGGCUGCUCUUUCCUGGAGCCAUCGGCAGGUUCUUUUCUAAUUUUUCUUGGGUGGGGGGGGGGGGAGGAUUUGAAGUUCUUAGCAAGGAGCUAAGCUUUGCAGGGAGAUUGAAACGUGCUGACCUCUCACGUGGCCAGACCUCUCUCAGCUCCGACCCCGAAAGCUGCCCCAGUAACUGUGCUGAAGUGAUAGCUCGGGACACUGGUUGUUCGUUGGUUUCUCUGCGUUUUCUGACUAGGUUGCUUGGGCACAGAAGGGCGAGCCUAUAGUUCCAACUGCCUGAAAGGCUGAUAUCCCAAGGCUCAGUUGAAGGCCAGAGUGGGCAACACAGUGAAAGCUUCCCUUGGGUUUCUGGUUUCUCUAGUUAACCCGGGUUGGCCUGGCCCUUUGCGUAACCGCGGGUGACUUUGUGAUGCUCCUUGCCUUCAUGUCCUUACAGCAUGACAGGCAGCUUGCCACCAGCCACCGUGUGCUACUGCAGCUCUGCCGUCUAAAGUAAGGAUAAAGACAAAACAAAACACAAGGGUUUUAAUGUGGAGGGGAAACAAACAAACAAACAAUCUUACAGUUUAUCGCAAAAUACCCUUCACACGUUUGGUGUGUACAUCGUUGUUUCCAAAGACAGAAUACAAACCUACCAUCCAUCAGCUCUCUUAAACUCCAUGACAGUUCAGAAUUCCCUCGAUGCAUCCCUGCUUUCUUCUUCCUAAUUAAUCCUGUUUGCAAAGUUGGUAACAGCGUCAGAAGGAAUGUGAGUGACUGACCCAAGGUCAUUCUUCAGCUAGAUAGAGUUCAAGGCCAGCCUGCAAUGCAUGCCACUGCAUCUAUCUCAGAAGUCCAAUAAAUAGGUAGAAUUUGUAUGUGUGCUAAGAAAGAGUAAUUACAUGGCUUUGUGUAAAUGAUGACUCACCAUAAAGAGCUGGGUCAAAUCCCAGGGUUAUUUUGAGGGGGAGAAUGGCAGGCUAGUAACUGAGGCCCAGGAAUCAUGGCUGGCUUUCCUUUCCCCAUAGGCCCGCAGAGGCUAUCAGUGCAAGGCUAAUUGUGUGGCACUAGAAUAGCUCCAUUGCAAAGUAUUUGAACACCCCUCAUCUCAGCCCUUUAUUUUCUCUCGAGUGGGCUAAUGGGAGGGUAAUAUUAUAGGCACUCCUUUUCUUUCUUUCCCAGCUUUUAUGAAAGGAUACAUAGCACAAUAUAUCGAGAAGAUCUUUCUAUUUGAGACUCUUCUUUUAAUGGGCUCUUUAUUCUAAUGAUAAUUAUACCUUUAUCUUUCAAAAGCUGAUGUUUCCUACCUAAAGCAUCUCCCCCCAAAAAAUAUCACAUUAAAAAGUCUGCAAAGAAUAGGGGAGAAGAAAGGCGUAGGUAUCAAUUCCAAACAGUGAUUGAAACCUCCCAAAAUAAUUAUAGCGUAUAUCUUCUGCAGAGAUAAUCUGGCGUGGAUCACCCCAUAAUCUAAUUUCAGGAAAGAAAGCUUCACUUCAACACAGAUCUACGUCAACAUGAAAGCCUUCUCUUUCUCAGGCUUUAGCAAGAAAUCACAAUGAAUAUACUUUAUUGAAUUAAUGUCAUCAAAAAUGUACAGCUCUCCUGGGCUUGUGUCAAGCAGAGCCUCCCCUCCAUGGCACUCUCCUCCUGUUAAGAGUGUGGCUUCCUUUCUGUCUGUACAGUUAGAGACAGCAACCGGGACCUUACAAUGAAAUGAUAGAUUAAGGCAAGCACACUUUUAAAGGACUGGUGACAAGUACUUUCUGUUUUCUAAAGGACACCAGUGUAAAUUGUAUGCCUCAUUUUAAUUAAGCUUUCUUCCCUGCCAAGCUGGAAAACCCAGUUCAUCCUCAUUCACCAUCGCUGCACAUGGAAAUGGAAAGGAGGAAGUCACUCCUCAGCUGGAUUUUAGUUGUAAUGUGAUGAAAUAUUUAGCUAUAAAUGUCCAUUGUUUUAGUUAAGUCCAACAAGAAACUAUAACUUCUAUGUCUAAUAGAAAUGCAAAAAAAUAAAGAAAAAUGAUUGUUCUUCAUUUAUGAGCUACUUGAACACUUUAAGUGGAAAAUAAUUCUUUCUACAAAUUUGUCUUUUUAUCUCAACACAUUGAUGGAAAAGUAUUAUCUUGAUUAUUUUAUAAUUUUGUAAGGAAACAUGUACAUCUAUUUUUCUUGACUUUUAAUAUAUCAAUAAAAAAAGCUACUUCUAAGA